Messenger RNA from Anthostomella pinea, 780 nucleotides. The record is from the annotation of a GenBank genome assembly. Lineage: Eukaryota; Fungi; Ascomycota; Sordariomycetes; Xylariales; Xylariaceae.
AUGUGUCUACCCCCAGAGCUACGACAGCUGGUCUAUCUAGCCCUGCUAUCCGAGCCGACGUCCAUCCGACACAUCGUUUUCGAUGAGCACACUCGCACUCUCCGCUCACAAGUCUGCCUCGGUGUGACCGCGCCGGAUACCGACUACGUCGGCACUCAUCUUCAGUUGGAGGACGUCCGCCUUUCUCCCUUCAGGAAAGGGCAUAUCCCCUGCCAAGUCGGUGGUCCGAACAGGAACGGCUUGUUAGGCGCAUUACUAUGCUGCCGAAGAGUAUACGAAGAGUUCUCCCCUUUGCUCUACUCGGAAACGACCUUCAUGUUCCACGAGCUCCGCACUCUGCGGUAUUUCGUCGACACGAUUCCGCGCGGUAUGCUACCCGAGGUGUCAAAGCUCCUCCGUCUCAACUGGCAACUGCCUUACAUCGACUACGCGAUCGUCUCCCCCAAGGGAGUGUCGUCUGCGCUCGCUGAGUGGACGCAAACAUGGACGGGCCUGGCAAAAGUCCUUUCCAAUCUGAAUAGCGUGCGGGUGACGAUCCUGGUGGGUGACAGGCCGCUAUCUUUGGCAACGAAGACUAGACUUUUGAGAAGCUUGGAAAGACUCAGGUUGGUGGACGUGAUAGUGGAGCUGGUGUUGCCUUUACAGAGGUUUCGCUAUGGUGGCUAUUGGCCGUACUGGUCGACGCCGGAGGGUCUGCAGUUCAAGGUGGAGUACGUCCACGAGUGUGAAGGCUUGUUCGACUUUCCGGGAGCACAACUGCCUAUGGCUGCGGCAGAUUAG